AUGGCCGCAGCAGCUAAAUUACCCUCUUUGAUCAACACGGCGAUGGCGAAUGCGAGGCCCAAGUUCAAUAUUUUCAUGAAAUAUGCUAGGGUUGAAUUAGCUCCACCUAAAUUGAGCGAAAUUCCACAGAUAAAAGCAGGAAUUGGCAAAUUAAUGACCAGUGCCAAGACUGGAGCUUGGAAACAGCAAACUGUUAAGCAAGCUACCUUGAAUGUUUUAGUGGGUGCAGAAGUCCUUUUCUGGUUCUUUGUUGGAGAAUGUAUUGGAAAGCGUAACAUUGUUGGUUAUAAAGUU
Molecule: messenger RNA, 294 nt
Organism: Brenthis ino (lesser marbled fritillary)
Lineage: Eukaryota; Metazoa; Arthropoda; Insecta; Lepidoptera; Nymphalidae
Source: the annotation of a GenBank genome assembly